CGCGACUGGGCGCUGCGCUCGCCCUCGCUCAGUCAGCGGCCAGGAACCGACGCCGCUGUGCCACGAGCGCCUCUCCGCAAAAUCCUCUAGCCUCAAUCCGAGUCACCUCAGGCUUCGCGAAUCUUCCUCGAACACGGCAGGUCAGGUCAGGUCAGCUGGUCCUUCUUCGCUUGCACCCACCCAUCGGCAUCUCGACUCUUAACUCCAUCGCCAACCUCCGCGUCCUGACGCCCGUCCUUCCACGUGCUGCCCUGCACGCCCUGUCACGGCCGAUCGCACCGCCUCUUUCGGCCGGUCCGGGCAGCGCCUCCGACUGGACGACCGCCAAUGGCUUCAUCCAGUCCUGUGGCGGUCUCUGCUCCAGGUAAAGUGCUGCUGGCCGGCGGAUAUCUGGUGCUCGACAGAGCCCACACCGGUCUCGUCUUCGGCCUCGAUGCUCGCAUCCACGUCUUGAUCGAAGACAUCCCUACGAGCAAAGGCAUUGUUCUCAACGAGAUCAUCGUCAAGUCGCCGCAGUUUCUCGACGCCAUCUGGGAGUAUGGCUACCGCUUGACCGAGAGAGAUGGCGGCGUGCAGGUCGUCCCAUUGAGAGUAGACGCAGAUCUGAACCUGAAUCGCAACCCAUUCAUUGAAACGACCAUUGCCUAUGCGCUGAGCUACAUUACAAGCAUAAGCCAUCCGACAAUAUCUCCAGCAUCCAUCACCAUCCUCGCUGACAAUGACUACUACUCGACACCAGCAUCCAUCUCGAGUGACAACAAUGGGACAAGACCACGCUUCCACAACUUUGCGCUGCCCAUUUCGAAGGCCCCAAAGACUGGACUUGGCUCAUCCGCUGCUCUGGUCACUUCCGUGACAGCAGCCUUGCUCACUCACUACCUCCCACGCUCCAAAUUCGAUGUUGCCCUGGACUCUGGCAAAAGACGCCUGCACAACCUCGCCCAAGCAGCUCACUGCGCAGCACAAGGCAAGGUAGGGUCCGGCUUCGAUGUUGCCUCCGCCGUCUAUGGCACAAUGGUCUAUCGUCGAUUCUCCCCGGCCAUACUUGCAUCACAUGCAAAUCCAGGCACACCAAAAUUUGGCGCUGAGAUCAAAGACAUUGUGGACGAAACCUUCCAUGGCCUCGAAUGGGACACCGAGAUUCUCAAAGACCAAGUACGUGUGCCAAAGGGGCUGAGACUCGUCAUGUGUGAUGUCUCGUGCGGGUCCAAAACGCCAGGCAUGGUGAAGCAAGUCCUCGCAUGGCGCGCUGAGAAGCAGCAAGAAGCCAAUGCCAUUUGGAAAGAUCUGGACGAGGCGAAUCUAGCUCUUGCUUCUGAGCUCCGAGAAGUCGCAACUUCUGGAACCGCAGACUACUCGAAACUGCGCGAGAAGUUCACCCGCAUACGACAGCUGAUCCGGCUCAUGUCUGAAAAAAGCGGCGUACCCAUUGAACCUCCUGCUCAGACCGAACUGCUAGACGCCUGCGAGAAAGUGCCUGGCGUGAUCGGAGGUGUGGUUCCUGGAGCCGGUGGCUACGAUGCCAUCUCUCUUCUGAUUGAGGACAAAGCCGAGACUGUCCAAGCUCUAGAGAAGCUCUUCGAUGGAUGGGACUUUAAGGGCGAAGGUGAAGGCGGCGGCAAAGUAAGCAUGUUGGGCGUGAGAGAAGAAAUGGAAGGCGUACGCCUCGAGGAUCCUAAAAGUUACUUUAGCGCUCUCAAAGAGCUGUAGAAAGUUCUAUACCACAAA
This is a messenger RNA of Cercospora beticola, 1728 nucleotides long. RefSeq names its product phosphomevalonate kinase (gene ERG8). Gene Ontology annotation, molecular function: ATP binding; phosphomevalonate kinase activity. The record is from RefSeq and is a predicted model, not a curated record. NCBI's taxonomy places the organism in Eukaryota, Fungi, Ascomycota, Dothideomycetes, Mycosphaerellales, Mycosphaerellaceae. Gene Ontology annotation, cellular component: peroxisome. Gene Ontology annotation, biological process: ergosterol biosynthetic process; isopentenyl diphosphate biosynthetic process, mevalonate pathway.